AUGGGCGCUGGCAGUUCCAAGCCCGAGGCUGGGGGUAACUCCCAACAUGUCUUUUCAAGCAACUCUCCCGUCCAAUUCUCCUCCAACCUAGUUGAGGCCCUCCAGUCCACCUCCGAGACGGAUUCCUCCCGCGCCAAGGCCCUCGAGCUCGAGAUCCAAAACCGCGUCGCCCAAGAACUCCAGCGCCUCCGCGAGCGCGAGCAGCAAACCCUCGCCGAGAUCGAGAAGCGCCUCGCCGAAGUCAAGGACACCGGCUCCAUCCCCGUGAGCGCUGCAACCGCACCCGUCGCCGCCUCUCCCUCCGGCUACCCCGUCGGAUCUUUGAACCUGGACGCUCCCCGCGUCCCCUUCGCCGGCCGCGAGUUCGAUCCCGCGCCCGUCUUCGCCGCGCCCCAGGAACCCGUCGCACAGCAGCAGCCCGUGGCCAACCGCGAGAUCUCGCGGGACUCGGUCAUGAGCGAGAUUGACGUGCUGCGUAGCCGUCUGGAUGGGCGGAGAAAGUUGGUUGAGCUGGAUGAGGGUGUUGAAAAGGCCAAGGCGGACGUUGUUGGAUGUCUGCGGUUGAAUGACCGACGGCCAUUGGAUUGCUGGAAGGAGGUUGAUGCGUUUAAGAAGGAGGUUGCGAAGAUGGAGGCUGCCUUUGUGGAUCGCAUUGUGGGUUAG
This is a messenger RNA of Penicillium cataractarum, 663 nucleotides long. Its product is annotated as Mic19 family protein. Bases 1 to 663 code for a protein of 220 amino acids. Lineage: Eukaryota; Fungi; Ascomycota; Eurotiomycetes; Eurotiales; Aspergillaceae. The record is from RefSeq and is a predicted model, not a curated record. The transcript is spliced from 3 exons.